AUGUGUUUCGCGAUCGAUCAGAAAAUCAAGUGUCGACGGUAUACCGGGUGGAGCGUGCGGCAAACCAGAGCCGGCAAGAUUAACGAGUGCGGCAAAUAUUGCGGCCAACCCGCCAACGGCCCCACCAUUUCGUUCAGCAGCUUCCGUCAGUCCUUCACCACCAAUGUCAAUUACUUGAAACGGCGGUUCAGCUCCGGGGACCUGUCCUCGGAGUGCGACGAUGUCGACGCCCCCGUGGACCCCUACACCAAGGCGCCCCCUGUUACCGCACAACCGCAGGCUCCUCCACCACCUCCUCCCUCCCAAUCAAACACAAGCGGCGAUCUCUCACUUAACCUACGCAGCGGUUCGAAAACCACCAGUGCCCCCAGUUCGCCAGCCAAGUCCCGCGAGAGUCUUCUGCAAAGGGUUCAAUCCUUGACCGGACAGGCGAGGGACCAAGGGGCGUCCAUCUUGGGGGCGGCAGUUUCCAGUGCCACCCGCGUCACCUCCUCAGUUUCCGGACGUCAUUUGAGCCUUUUGGUCGUCGACGACCAAAACACCGAUUGGAGCAAAUACUUUCGUGGAAAACGGAUCGGGGAGUACGAAAUCAAAGUGGAACAGGCGGAGUUCAAGGAGAUUACGGUUACGGCCACUUCGGAUGGCGCCACCGUAUCAAUGACCGUCACCAGGGGUGGUACCCGGGUAGGAAGAUCUUUUAGACCCGAUUUCUUAUUGGUAAGACAAAACCUCAAGGACGCCGGGGAGGAUCACAAAAAAUUACUUUUGGCCUUCAAACUGGGCGGGGUGCCGAGUAUUAACAAUUUAGAUGCCAUUUACAACUUCCAGGACAAACCUUGGGUUUUUGGUCAUUUAGUCCAACUACAACGCCGAAUGGGCAAAGAGAGUUUCCCACUGAUCGAGCAAACAUUUUACCCCGAUCACACCGAAAUGAUUACCGCUCCUCGGUUUCCGGUGGUGCUGAAAAUAGGACACGCCCAUAGCGGUUUGGGAAAAGUUAAAGUGGAUAACAUCAACGAUUUUCAGGACAUGGCGAGCGUAGUAGCUGUCGCAAACACCUACUGCACCGUCGAGCCGUACAUCGAUUCGAAAUACGACAUCCACGUCCAGAAAAUCGGGUUUAAUUACAAGGCGUUCAUGCGGAAAUCCAUUUCAGGAUGUUGGAAGACGAACACAGGAUCCGCCAUGUUGGAGCAAAUCUCGAUGCCGGAACGAUAUAGAACUUGGGUGGACGAAGUUUCGGAUUUGUUUGGUGGUUUGGAUAUUUGUGCCCUCGAGAUUGUCGUUUCUAAGGAUGGGAAAGAGUAUAUAAUUGAGGUGAACGACAGUGCUCUAACCCUCCUGGGCGACUCCCAAGAGGAAGACAGACGUCACAUCGCAGAUUUAGUAACGGCGAGGAUGCAGGCGAUUUGUAGACCUCGCACGCCCCCUGGUGAGGAGCCGGUACCUCCUCCGGUAGGCCCUAGGAGCAUCUUGAGCAGCAUCAGUAGCCUCACUCAAUCGGAAACACCACCGCCGUCGACCGCUGAGCAUCCCUCUUUGGGUAGUGUGGGCAGGCGAGAUAGCCAAGUCUCCCAGUCGAGUACGGUCAGCAGCGCCCCCAGCGUCCAGGGUCGACUUCCAGACCCCCCACCACGUCCAGGCUUCCAAAGGCAGGGCAGCCAACAGACUUCCGUCGGCGAGGACACUGAGGACACCAUGAAGAAUCUUAGAAAAACGUUCGCUGGUAUCUUUGGCGAUAUGUAAAUUGGGUUUUUAUUUAGAGUGGGUUUUUGUUAGUUUUUGGUUCUUUUAUCUUUCUCUGUGGACCCCAAACAGCUUCAGUAAAGUGAGAACGAAAAUUUUUUUUUGGGUUUCACGGUUUAUUAGAUCAACGAAUGAAUAUGCUUUUUUGCAUCGGUUUUUAUUCUUAAACUUUGUUCAAACGCUGCUUUUGCUCGAGAACCAACUCGAGAGUCGGAAAUCCUACAACUCCGUGGAAAUAUUAAAGAGUGGUGAUGCCAUAGAUUAAGAGGAGCAGUACAGGGAAUUUUUACAUUUAAGGAAAGAUUUCUCCCAUGAAUAUGACGUCAUGAAUCCAAAUAGGAAAAUAUAUUGCAUGCUUAAUUGGGACGAUCAGUCUCGUUAAUUACGGGGAAUUAUUUUAUAAAAAAGGUAAUUUUUGAAAGGGUUGGCAUGACUAACACACUGACAGCUGUCAUUUUUAAUGACAAUUGUCAACAUGUGAAUUAUCACCGUUUAGGACGUAAAUAAUGUAUACACAAAUGAAUGUUACGUAUUUUAUUAGUACGAGCACCACCCUUAUUAUUCAUAAAAUGAUAUUAAAACCAAAUUUUAGGAAAGAAAGGUUAGUAACACUGUCUCCCAAACAAAAGGGAAAUAACAGAGUUGACAGCUGUCAAACUACAUUCACGGUUGCACCCGUAAUAAGUAAUAUAGUCCGGUUCUUACAACUCAUUUAUUAAUUAAGGGAAAUAUUUAGUAACACUCUAUCCCUUUACUUGACGAUAAAAUUUACAACAAUCCUACAAACCUCCCAUAACCAAGACAAAAAUGGCAGUAUUGACCAGUGACACCUGUCAUAUGUGAAUUAUCCCUGUUUGCGCCGUAAUUUUGUAGUAAUUAAUCUUAAUAUGAAUGUAAAUAACGUGUUUCAUCAGAAAAAACUGUGUUUUUAAUUAAAGGGUAUCAUUCUAAGAAAAAUGCAAUUUUGAAUGGUAACACUAUAUCCCGACGACUUUACAACAACCCUACAAACUCAAGUGAAUUAUUUACUUAUGGUUAGGUUCUUAAACCUUAUUAAUUAGUUAAGGAAAGUUGGUGAAAAACGAAAUUGUGGCAAGGAAAACUUGUCAACACUGCAUCUAUCUACUUGGCCACAAAAUUUGCAAUAAUCUUACAAACCUCCUAUAACAAAGACAAAAAUUACAGUAUUGACCAGUGACAGUUGUCAUAUAUCCACAUGUAAUUGAUCAUUGUUUGGAUAGCAAUUAAUCCAAAUACGAAUGGCUAUUACGUGUUUUAUAAGGAAGAGCAGUAACUUAAAACUCUUUUAUUAAUUAAAGGGAAUCAUUCUGUAAAAAAUUAAAUUUUGGUUGGUAUGUAUCCCCACGAAAAUGACAAGUGACAGCUGCCAUUUGUCAAAAGAUACUCAUGCAUGGUCCAGUUCUUAAGCCUCAAUAAUUAAUUAAGGAAACUUAAUGCAAAAUGAAAUUGCUGAAAGGGAAACUUGGUAACACUGCGUCCCUUUACUUGACCAUAAAAUUGACGACAAUUCUACAAACUUGCCAUAAUCGAGACAAACAAUGACAGUAUUGACCAGUGACAGCUGUCAUACAUCAAGAUGUAAAUUAUCCCCGUUUGGGUCGUAAUUUUAAAGUAAUUAAUCCAAAUACAAAUGGAUAUUACGUGUUUUAUUAGGAAAAGUAGUGUCUUAGAAAUGAUUUAUUAUUUAAAGGGAAUUAUUCCAUGAUAAUAAAAACUCCAUAAAAAUGGAAAUUUGGGAAAGAAAGGUUGGUAACGCUGUAUCCCCACGACUUUACGAUAACCCUUCAAAUUCAAGUGAUGUUCACAAGAUAUUCACUGAUGGUACAGCUCCUAAAACUUAUUAAAUACUUAAGAAAACUUUAUGAAAACCGAAAUUGUGGAAAGGAAAAGUUGGUAACACUGCACCCCUAUUUUUUUACCAGAAAAUUUGCAACAAUUCUACAAACCUCCCAUAACCAAGAUAAACAUGACAGGAUUGACCAGUGACAGUUGACAAAAUAUUAAUUAUACCUAUUUGUGUCGUAAUGAAAUCAAAUACAAAUGAUUAUUAGGAAGAGUACUUCAAUUUUUUUAAUAAUUAAAGGGAUUUCUAUGAAAAUGAAAUUUUGAUUCCCACGACUUUACAACAAUCCUAGAAACUCAAGUGACAAGCGACAGCUGUCAUUUGUCAAAAGACAUUCACGUAACAAUCCUACAAACCUUCCAUAGCCAAAGUAAAAAAAUUAUACGAUUGACAAAUGGCAGCUGUCAUUGUUAAGAGUGAUUACUCAUUUGAAAGAGUGAUUACUUAUUAAAAAAGGCGUCACGCCAUAUCGAUAACGUAGAUCACGUAUGCCAAAGAAGAUUUUGAACAAAGGAAUAUUUGAAUUUUCGUUGUUUAGGUCCUAGUUUCCUUCAGUACAAUUUAAUUUUAGAAAAAUAGGGUGUAUUUUGUUGUUGCUUCGAUAUUAAUGUUGUGUGUUAAGUAUUUGCUAAGCAAUACAAAAAAUAACCUGAUGUUACUCACUGCCUAGGGCAAAGGUACUGUAAAGAAUUAUUUUUAAAAAAAUAUUUUUUUUGUUAAAUAAUUUUCUAACAGUACUUAUGUGUUACGUUUUAAAAAUAGUCUCAUGUGUAAAGCUGCUCUCUGUUAACAUUGAAAUAAAUAAUCUAAGUAGACGAUUAAUAUACGAAAGACAAUAUAAUAAUUAAAGGUUAUGCACUUCUUUAUGUGGUAGAAUAGACGAGAAUUAAUAACGCUUAUUCACUUUAUAGGUUAAAAGAUGUUUAGCUUUGCAACGAAUCGUAUAAAUAAAUAUAGAGAAUGGAGCACAUAUAAACCAGAUUUUAUUUUUUAUUUUAACUGAAUUACGAUUUUUUUGGAACAAUAUCCUAACCUAUAUAAUUCCGCUUUAAAUAUACAUAAUCCAUUUAGAACUCAUUAAGUAUACAAAGGUUAUAAGGGUCGAUACCUUUCACGGAAAUAUAAAAGGUUUUUUCAAGUUCAAUUUGGCCCUAUAUCCGUUUAUACAGUAUAUAUUAGCACCAUGGCUGUUUGUACUGUAUAUAAUUAUAUAAACUGUUAAAUACUCGUUGUUAUAUACCUACUUAUUUCAUUGUCAAUAAAUAUAUAUCAUUCAUAGUCACAACAUUAAAGCUAGGUAUUAUUAUUAUUAUUAUUAGAUUUUACAUGAUGUAGUUUGUAACAUGAUAAUGGUAUUAUAAUAAUUAGAUUCAUUCUGCUUUGUCUCUGUUGUUUUGUUAAAAUGUGCAGUAAAUGUUUUAAUUUGGCCUAAAAGCUGCCAUGUACUAAAUUUUUGUUAUGCACAAAUUUUUAAUUAAUGAUUUUAUCGAACGGAGACAAAGUGAGUUAUAAGGUUGUGUAGUUGUUCCGCUUAAUAAA
Molecule: messenger RNA, 5149 nt
Organism: Anthonomus grandis grandis
Lineage: Eukaryota; Metazoa; Arthropoda; Insecta; Coleoptera; Curculionidae
Product: synapsin
Exons: 10
Coding region: 1-1746 (581 amino acids)
Biological process (GO): neurotransmitter secretion
Cellular component (GO): synaptic vesicle membrane; synaptic vesicle
Molecular function (GO): metal ion binding; ATP binding
Source: RefSeq, a predicted model, not a curated record